Messenger RNA from Sitophilus oryzae (rice weevil), 1024 nucleotides. RefSeq lists its product as uncharacterized. The transcript has 3 exons. The record is from RefSeq and is a predicted model, not a curated record. Lineage: Eukaryota; Metazoa; Arthropoda; Insecta; Coleoptera; Curculionidae. Bases 186 to 548 code for a protein of 120 amino acids.
CCCAAUUUUUGCCUGUCACCCAAAUGAAUCGGGCAAAUUUAUUCCAAAUGUUUUAAAAAUCCCAUAUUUUUGGGUAAUUUCAAGACUGUAGAAUGUAGCAUCUAAUGUUCGUAUAACGGAACGCAAAAAAACGUUAGAAACAUCGAAAUCAAAACCUUGCCCAAAUAAAGUAAGACUGAAUAAAAAUGUGCUCUUUAAGUACCGAGGCCCAAAUUAGAUACCUUCUGCAAUGGUUCCAGGAGUGGAGCGAACUUCAAAAAUCUGAUUUUCUCUUGGUGCUCGCCGAUAAUUAUGCUCAUAAGGCCUACGUUAAUGGAAUUGUAAAUAGCAUUGCCAAUAUAAACUGCAGGGAUAAGCCAAUGUCCAUUUUUGAAUGUAGAAUUAAACUAUUUAAAGAAUGGUUUACUCAGUGGAACAUUGAGCAAAAAGAUACAUUCCUUAAGAAGCUUGGAGACAUUGAUCCUAAUUUUAUGGAGAAAUUGAACGCAGAAAUUGAGAAGAAUGAUAAAUUACAUGCGGAUGAAACAAUCUCAAAUGAUAAUUCUUAAUGUUUAGAAAAUUCAUGUGUGCAGUAUCACUGAAAGACAUAUUAUUAUCCCAAAAAUUUUACAUUUAUUCGUUAGCAUUUAUAUAUACUUAUUGUGAAAAGAAAUAAUGAAUUGGGCUGUGUCGAGAUAUUGCCAUUUUGGACCUGAUAAAAUAAUUUACUCUCUUUUUUUACCCAAAAUUGAAAAAAGACAUACUGGAUUGGUGGAGGGAAUAAUUCUCAUAAUCUUAAGAAAACUGAUAUUUCAUUCAAAAAUAUUGUUAUUUAUUUAUGAAGUUGUUUAAGGGAAAGAAAUCAAUAAUCACAUUAAUUUAUUUUAAUAUUUUAUUUAUACAAAUAAAAAAAUAUAGAUUAUGUAGAAGUUUAUAAAAAUAUAUAAUAAUCAACAUGUAAAAAUAUAACAAUAUGUCAAAAGCAUAACAUAUGCUAACUACUCUUUUUAAUAACAAUAAUCAAAAUAAACAGUAUUGCAAUAUA